Molecule: messenger RNA, 1779 nt
Organism: Vicia villosa (hairy vetch)
Lineage: Eukaryota; Viridiplantae; Streptophyta; Magnoliopsida; Fabales; Fabaceae
Exons: 1
Coding region: 1-1779 (592 amino acids)
Source: RefSeq, a predicted model, not a curated record
AUGUCUGCAACUUCUGAAGGCAGUGUUCAUGGUGAAACCAUUCUUCGCAAUCAGCAAAAAGGGUAUCAAAAUGAUACUCUCAAUCCAUACUUCAUGCAUCCAAACGAAAAUCCAGCGUUGGUUCUCGUUACUCCUCUCCUAUCAAGCAACAAUUAUCACUCUUGGUCUCGUUCCAUGACAAUGGCGUUACGUUCCAAGAACAAACUUCACUUCAUCAAUGGCGCUUUACCUCGUCCCUCGGAUCUCGAUUUCAAUUCUAUUGCUUGGGACAGGUGCAACACCAUGAUCAUGUCAUGGAUCAAGAACUCUGUAGAACAUGAAAUUGCUCAAAGCAUUCUUUGGAUUGAAAAUGCAGCUGACAUGUGGAUCGAACUGAAGGAAAGAUUCUAUCAUGGUGAUGUAUUUCGUAUCUCUGAUCUACAAGAAGAAAUCUGCACCUUAAAGCAAGGUGACACAUCUAUUUCUUCCUACUACACUAAGCUGAAAAUCUUAUGGCAAGAGUUAGAUAAUUUUCGUCCAAUACCUACGUGUGACUGUGAUCCUACAUGUUGUGCUAUCACCAAGAUACGCACCUACAGAGAUAGUGAUCAAGUUAUUCGAUUUCUGAAAGGUUUGAAUGAUCAGUAUGCAGCCAUUCGUUCUCAAAUUAUGUUGAUGGAUCCACUGCCCAACAUAUGCAAGGUUUACUCUUUACUUGUUCAACAAGAAAGACAAUCUUGCAUUCCCCUUGAUGAACCAAAAGUGUUAGCCACUCCUAACACCAAUCGUGAUCCACAAUCCAGAAGUAAUUCUCGAGGCAGAGGUAGUUUUCGUGGUGGUAGAUCCCUAGGUGGCAGAGGUAGAGGUAAUCGUGUUUGUACUCACUGUGGAAUGACUAAUCAUACAGUGGAUACAUGCUUCAAAAAGCAUGGCUAUCCUCCCAAUUGGAAACCAGAUGGUGCAGUCAACAAUUACACCACUGCACAUGACAAAUCUGAUACUCAUUCAAGUGAUGAUUCUGAAGCUAAUGCACAGGUAAAUUCUGGAUUGGCUUUUACUCCUGAGCAGCACAAGGCUUUGUUGGCUUUACUCCAAGAUGCAUCAAACUUACAGUCUCAUAGCAUUAAUCACCUCACCUCCCAAACCAAUCCCAGUUCAGGUAUCAUUUGUGCUAUUCCAAACUCUUUUCACCCUGAAACCUUUGUCCUUGACACAGGGGCAACUGAUCAUGUUUGCUUCACUCAAAAUUAUUUUCAGUGUCUUAAGCAAAUCAAACCCAUCACAAUCAAACUUCCUAAUGGUAGUCUUGUUACCACUAAGUUUUCAGGCACCAUUAAAUUUACUGAUUCUUUUUACAUCACUGAUGUUUUAUAUAUGCCUGAGUUUUCUUUCAAUCUUAUCUCUGUUCCCAAGUUGACCAAAACCCUCAAUUGCCAACUUAUGUUUACUGAUGUUAAUUGUGUCAUACAGGAUUUAUCAUCCAAGAUGAUGAUUGGCACAGCUGAACUGCAUGGUGGAUUGUAUCUUCUCAAGUCUCCAUCUGUUUCCUUGUACCCUAAUCCACCUAAUCAUUUUGUUAAUUCAAGUGUACAUAUUCCUGUAAAUAGCUCUUCCAAUUGUAGCCUAUGGCAUCUAAGGCUUGGUCAUACUUCUUUCUCUAAACUGGUGGAACUCAAUAAAAAUUUCCCUUUUAUCAAACCUAUCAAUUCUAAUUUACCUUGUGAUGUGUGUUUUUAUGCCAAACAAAAGAGAUUGCCUUCUCUCAUAGCACUAAUAUAUCACAGGCUGUUUUUGAUUUGA